Messenger RNA from Symbiodinium natans, 522 nucleotides. Lineage: Eukaryota; Dinophyceae; Suessiales; Symbiodiniaceae. The record is from the annotation of a GenBank genome assembly.
AUGUUGCUUUUGCGCGCAGCUCAACCCAGCACCCGUGAAGCUGGCACGGUAUUCCAGAUUGAGCUGGGAGGUGUCCAGAGUUUGAUGCUGGAGUUCAGACAUUCACAUACGUACACAUGCCGCGGGAUGCAAGCAGCAUCCAAGGGCAGACCCACUGUUGCACGGCAGCAUCGUCUCAAGGUGACUCGAUGGUCAGGGGAACCUGGACAUCGUGGCAUGCAGUCUGUGAAGGGCAUGGGCCAUGGAGACAAGGCCUUUGCUCCUUGGCCCACUCUGAGACAUGGGCCCUCCGUUGACAGUCCCAUCACGGGGCACAAGCCCCUGGCAUUAGCGCUUGGCCGAAAAGCGCCACGGCCCACCUCAGAUCUCACCUUGUCUCGACAGUCUUCCAGGGCCCAGGCCCUCGCCUGGAAGACUCCCGGCGCGAAGAUCAGCACGGCACCGAGUACCAAUGCUAGAUGUGGAAGCCAGCGUUUAGUGCCGCCAGCAUGCAGCACUUCCUGGGACGUCCGUUGCUUCUGA